AUGUCUGUACGACGGGUGCCUCCCGGUGUUGACCUCAGCCAGCUCAGCGCAGAAGAGAGGGCCAUCAUCGAGGAGGUGAUGCACAAGGCACAACAAGAGGGCGUCGAAGGUGUCAAAUCCGGGAGCGAACUGGGGACAUCCCGAGUUCCUGUCAAGUGUGCUCUUUGCCAGAUACGAGAGGUGCCUCCCAAGUCGCGGACCGAAUGUGUUAGCUGUCGGCAAGUGGUCUGCCAGAGCUGCGGACGACACACGGACGCCGGGCCGUAUCAGGACUCAGAGUGGCUGUGCAACAAGUGCUUUGAGGUGCGGAAGACGGCCAUCGCGUCUGGUUCGUACCCGAUGCGGACAGCGGCUGCCACUGGGCCAGGUCCUGGGCCUGGUCCGGGCUUGGGGCCGGGCCAGGUGCGGCCAGCAGUGCCCGGCGGAACGACGCCCAUGAAGAUGACGGCCCCGGGACAGCCGCAGAUGGCCAACGGAUCUCAGCAGCGUCAGUUUGCCACCGCUGGCGGUCAAAGUGAGUACAUUGAGCGCGGCUCCUCGGCCGACCCCGCCGCCCGCUGUCCUGUCCCGGCCCAUCCUGCGGGCGUCGUCCCGGCGCGGGUGCGCGCUCCACGGCCCCGCGGCCCCGGCCCCGCAGCGGCACCGAUCCCCGGCGCCGAGCAGACCGCUGGGAGGCCGGCAGCCGGACACCAGCCCGGUCCGCCGCAGCAGCACGGCGGCCAGCCCGGCCCUCAGCAGUCGCCGUCUCCUGGAGCGGCGCAUCAGCUCGGAAACUCACCAUCCUCUCAGCUGGCUCCGGACCCCGCCAGAACACAGCCCUCGCCUUCCCAGAUCAACGCCAACCACCCCGCUGCGCCGCCCACCUCCCAGCCGGACCUCAAUCAAAACAGCACCCAGCACUCCCACCCUCCGACCAGCUUGUUUCCGCAAAACGCUCAACAGGACAGCCCACCGGCGGCUCCGUUCCCGGCGGUGUCAGCGGCGCCGGGAUUCCUAUCGAACGGCCAGCCGCAGCACUGUCAGUCCACGACGGCUCCUCACGGCCCGCAGCCGCCGAGUUCUCACACAGUCGUGGGGCCCGGCGGCUCACCGCACGCGGCCGUCACGCUCGGCCAAAGCGGCACUGCCCCGCCUGCCGCUCCGCAGACGUCAACACCUAACCAGCCCAGAGCUCCAAGUCGAUCGGAACAGUCACCUUCCCCUGGCGCCGCGAAAAAGCCCCAGAUCAGCAAGGUGGAACGGACGUUGGACAGCUUCUUCGGGAAGACUGACAAGCUGCUAGCCAAGUUUGACAAGACGCUGACCGAGAAACUGCUGGACCCGUCGCACGUGUCGCCAUCACCCCCGCAGCAGCAGCUUCAAAAUCAGCAGCAGCUUCAAAGUCAGCAGCAGCAGCCGCAGCCGCAGCCGCAGCAGCAGCAGCAGCAGCAGCAGCAGCGACAGCCGUCUGACCGAGGCCUGUUGAGCAGUCUGCAGCUCAGUCUGAAGGGUAAGGUGUCGGAGGGUCUCGGUGGUCUGAAGCCGUCCGUCCAGCCCCCGGCGGCUCUCCGCAAUCUGCACACGGACGUCAGUCAGUCCAUCAGCCUGUCGGCGCAGGCUCUGCGCGCUGCCGAGGCGCGCACCGCCACCCCCGGGCGGGACCAAGUACAAAUGGCCGGUCAGACCGCCGUAUCGGCGGCCACAUCCAGCCCGUCUUCCUUGUCGGCACAGCUGAGCAGUCAGCAGCAGGAGCAGCUGAUGCAGCAGCAGCGCCUUCUGCAGCAGCAGCAGGAGGAGAUCGCGCGCCUGCAGCAGCUGCAGAAGGAGCGCGAGCGCGAGCUGGAGUUGAAGGCCGAGCAGCAGAAGCAGGAGUACCAGCGCCAGCUGCAGCUCAGUCGGGAUCAGCAGCAGGCUGCUCAGACGCAGGUCGCCGCACAGAUUUCGACGGCGUCGUCCGGGACCAAAAUUUAUGUGCCAACGCCGCUGGUUGCGGUCGCCGCCAGUGGGAAGCAGCAGACUGCCGCCGACCCUCUAUCGCUACUGAGGCCUUCCGUGAGCUCCAGCUCGAGCGCACCGCCCGCCGGAGAGACGAUACCGCCUUCCACCUCCGCAGGCAAGGGUCCGCCCUCCUCCUCAGAGUUCGUCGGUAGCGACCCAGACUUCGAGAACCGCAUGUCGCGUCGGAAGCGGUUCCUGCAGCACCUGGCGUCACUGGGAGCCGAGACGGACUCGCCGCCGAGUCCGGGCGAGUCACCGCUGCUGGCGCUCGAGUCGUGCUCCGAUCGACUGGCCACACCGUCUCCCAUGAGCAGUGUCGGUAGGAUCGACGACGAGACGCCGUUCUCGGAGCGCGAGCGGCCCAGCUCGGCGCCAGAGAUCAAGGCGCGCUCGCAGUUCUCCAGUCGGUUCGGUGUGCACAUACCAGCCGGCUUCCUGGACAUGGCUGAGGACGACCUGGAGCUGCGGCCGCCGGCGCCUUCCCCACUCGACCGGUUCCGGAACGGGCCGAGAGACAUGUCACCGGCGCGGACCAAGGACGCGCAGCCAGACAUACAGAGAGAAACAUCACCAGCGCGGACCCGGGACCCGCUGCGGGAUAUACCCGCAGACUCGCCGCGGGAGGCGCCGCGAGCCGCGGUUAGGGACGGGCCGCGGGAGAACACGCGGGACGGCGCCCCUGUCCUGCCCACCUCCUUGAAAUCUCCCCGGGCUCGGACCACCCUGCAGGCGUCCCCGAUCCCGCACCCGCCGCCGGCGGUCACGCCGGCCCUGUCCCCGCCGCUGCCGGAGCGUGACCCGAGCCACGUGCUGCGCUACUGUGACGUCGAGAGUGACGAGGAGAGCGACGAGUCGUCGGGGCCGUGCUCGGUGGUGCUGGAGGCCAGCCCCGGCGCCGUCUACACCAUUGAGGAGGAUGAGGAGGAGGCGGGCACGCCCACCGCUGCCGACGGCGUCUCCCGGCGCAGAACCUCAGGGGACCUAUCCGAGCAGCUGUCGGUAGCUGGCGUCCAGAGGUCGCAGUUCACCACCCAGCGCUCUCUGGACGGCGGCUCCAGGACACUGGAACCGCUGCCCCUGUCCGCUCCAGGCAGCAACGGGACGGCCCCGCCAGCGUCCAGCGGUCCACUGAGCAGCGUCAGCUCGUCUCUGUCAACACAACAUGGAACGACGGCGUCACAUAACACCGAUCCAGGGACACGGCCGAAUCCCGGUGGCCCCAAUGAUGGCAUGGGAUCAUCCCCACUGGGUGGCGCUCAGGGGAUGCAGCGUAACAACCCAAGGUUCGGCAUGCCGGUCGGCGGCGGCCAGUUUGGUGCCGGCGGCGGGCCGCAACCGAGCCCAUUCACUGCUCGGAUGGCCAGUCCGGUACCACCCGUCCAGCACCACCAGCAGCAGCCGCAGCACCAGCAGCACCAGCAGCACCAGCAGCUGCAGCAGCAGCCGCGGCUGGCGCUGUCGGGCCAGCAGCCCUCCGCGUUUGCCUCCGUUCCGGCGCCGGCGACGGUCGGCGGUGGCUUGAUGCGAGGCGCCACUGGCGUACCCAACCGGCCGGCGCUCACUACCGGGCACAACGGCUCUCUGGGACCAGGGGCAGGUCUGCGAGGCUACCCUGGCGAACCCCCGAGACAGCCGGGCGUCCGUGCGGCGGGCCCCGGCCAGGGUUACCCGCCGGUCAGCCAGCCCCCAGCCGCUCAGGGUUACCCGGGCAGCCAGAGUGGCUACCCGAACACCUCUGACGGCUACACGGCGGCCAACCACCAGGGCUACCCGGGUUCUCAGCAGGGGGCCGGCUACCCUCCGACGGACGGUGGGCAGUGGCCGGGCCAGGCCGGUGUCGACAGCGUGCCGGCUAUGAACGGCCCCGUCCUGGCGCCGUCGAGCGCCGACGUGUCGCUCGUCAGCGCUGGCCAGGGCCUUCAGCCGUCGUCCAUGAUCGACCAGACAAUGUCGUCAGCAAUCGGAGCUCCAUUCUCACAACCGCAGCAGCAAUACCAGCAGCAACUUCAGCAGCAACAACAGCUACAAUCGCAGCAGCAGCAGCACCUCCAGCAACAGCAACAGCUCCAACAACAACAGCAACAACAACAGCACCAGCUGCAGCAGCAGCAACAGCAGCACCUCCAACAGCAGCAGCAGCCGCAGCAGCCGCAGGCGAUGGGCACGUUUCAGCAGCAGCAGGCGGCGUCUCUGGGCCUGUCCAACGCCACUGGUGCCGUACCAAACAGCUCGUACCCGGGCCAGCUGCCGGCGGACCAGGUCCUCUCCGGCCCGAUGGUCUCUGCUCAGAUGGCGGCCGCGCAGACCAUGCCCGGCCACAUGAUGACGGCCCAGCCGCUGCCCGGCCAGCUGGGCCCGGGUCAGCAGAGCGUCCCGACCUACCCGCCGGUGACGGGUCCGCACCAGCUGUACCAGCAGCCGCAGCAGCAGCAGCCGACCAGCAUGGCCGGCGGCGUGCGUCCGACCGGCGGCCAGGGCUCCUCCAUCAGCGGCAUGCUGGCCGACUUCAGCAGGGCGCUGGGUCUAGGCGGUCAGACGGACAAGUCUGUACCUCGCUCGACGGCUCCGGUCUCGGCCGCCGGCUACAUGAGGCCCCAGGCGAGCUACGGCCGACCGCCAGUGUCGAUGGCGGCACCGAUGGCGGCGCCGGCGGACCCGGCGGCCGCCCUGGACCCGGCCUACGGCUACCCGUCCGGCCUGACCGCCGAGCAGGUCAUGUACCACCAGCAGAUGGCGGCGCACCACCAGGCGCAGCACCAGCGCAAACAGCGCCUGCUGCAGCACCAGCAACCGAACACGGCCGGCGCGGCACGACUCUACCAGGCCGUGCCGACCGCCUCGCUGCUGCCGGGGUCGACAGUCACAGCGAGCGCUCAAAUGAAGACGACCACGCCCAUCGUGCUGGUGGCCAAUCAAACGCCUGCUGUCAUGGCAACGCAGAUGACGUCUCACGUGGAGCCGAUUGUGAGGCGACAUCCAAUCACCGGGGACCUAAUUUAUACCAGUCCGGUAUUUAUACAAGGCACUCCUGUGGGCACUCCGGUCACCCCUGCCGGCACUCCCCGCGGCCUGCGCGAUGACUCAUCAGACACGAUGAGCGAAACGGACAGCCAAAAGUCCCUGCGAAUCCGUCGAAAGCUUCCAUACCUGCCCAUGGAUCAGGAGGCUGCGCCGCUCCCCGUCGCCAGAAAACGCGACAAACACAAACUGCUCGGCAAAAGGGGGCACGGCGGCCUGUACCGCCAGACGUCGCUGGACAGCGCGGACCUGCGGGAGCCCACCUCGCUCAACAGCCUGGCCAUGGCGCGUCCGAGCACCAGCAUGACGAACUUGGCGGCUGCCGCCAAGACGCCGCUGCCGGAGCUGCCGGCCCGACCCGGCUCGGCGCUGGGCAUCAUGAGCGAGACCAGUCGGCUGGCAUCGCUGGAGGCGGCCCGGGAGAACCUGAACGCCAGCAUCGCGUCCGUUCUGCCGCCGGACCUGCAGCACCUGGUCUACAGCCGGCCCGGCGUCUCGUCCUCCUUCUCCGAGACGUUCGCCAAUCAGCUGACGUACGCAAACAGCCUGAAGAACGAGCUGCGGACCGCCUCAGACGACAAGCGCCGCCUCCUGGAGGCCGAGCUGUCUGCGCUGAAUGAGGAGCGUCGGCGCACACUGCGCCAGACCAACCUGUCACCAGCCACCCGCCAGAGAAUUGAGCAGCGGAUGGGUCUGACGUCCUUCAGCCCGACGCUGCGCCGGCGCCGGUUUCCAGUCGGUCGCCGUCACCUCAGCGAUCCGAAGCUGUUCAGCGCCAACGUCUCUCCAAUCAGGGACGACGAGGAUAUGCUCAUGAGCUACGGCGGUGUGCUGGGCUCACGGCUCAAGUCGCUCGAGUACGAGAGUCUGGACGGCGGUCGUCUGGACCGGAGCGGCGCCGGCGGCUGGGGUGACCCGUCCCAGCCGUAUAUCGGCUCGUACCCGUACGGCGGCGGUCUGCGCGAUACGGCUAUCAGCGCCUACCUGGGCGGCGAGGACGGUCUGGAGCGGCGGCUGGCCGGCGCCGGCGCCAGGUCGCUUCAGCGUCGGCUCAGUGACGGCGGCCUGCAGCCGUCCGAUCUGUCGCGCGGCUACCCCGGCGGCGACUCCAGUCCGCGCCACCGGCUGUCGCGGCGCGCGCGCAAGCCCCGCUCGUGGCACCCGUCGCCGUACGGCAGCGAUGACGAGGACGAGCUGAUCGGCCGCGACGAGCGGCGCCACAAGAUCAAACAGGAGAUCUCGCGGCGCCGGCACCACAUCGAGGAGAACUCGAGCCUGCACGACGAGCUGCUGCGGCUGGCGCGACUGCGGGAGAGCGCCGAGCUGAGCCUGAGCGACCGCUCCGAGCCGGCCGGCGCGCCGGGACGACCCUCCGGCGGCCACUCGGUGCUCAAAUCCAUUGACGAGAUCAUGCGCGACGAGGGCUACGGUCGGCGUGUGCCCGACCCGGGCCUGAGCUACUACAGCUCACCGCCGGCGCGCCGGCCCGACCUGGACGGCCGCGUGGGCCGCAAGUUCUCCAGCUCGGACGAGGAGCGCAGCAUGAACCGUCUGGCAGCUACCUUCAACGCAAACGAACUGUACUAUGACCCCAUGCCCGAGUAUUCGUCUUACAGCAAACAGAGAGUGGACGCUACGGGCGCACUUGGCAUGGACUCUGCGGCCCGGUCGCGUCACACACAAAGAGCCGAUGAUCCCAGCGCGCGCAAAUUAUACAAAGGCAAGUAUGACCGGAGGUGGCAUUGAUGUAUCUAGUGUUGUGCGAGCAACGCUGUUUGGAAUGGUUGUUGGACCUCCACCCUCUCUAUCCUCGUCAGUCUUGAGCAUUGGAGUUCGGUGUGAUAUGGUUUCUCUCUCACCGCUUAGCUUGUCUAGUGGCCUGGCCUGUGUAUCCAACGCUUCAGGUGUUUUUUGGCUUCAUUUGUUGUCGUGCCAUACCUUUUUGAGGGCGGCCACACUGCUCGCGGCCUGUCCGUCACCCGCGCCUGCUUCUUUGUCACACGCCGUAACCGCAGCGUGCAACUGCUCUGUGAAUGGCUGGCUUCACUCUGCAGCACCCGGCCCGCGAGCGGAUGGGACUCGACUCGGCCGAAUGUGACCCUAUACCCACACGUCGGUUUGGUUUGUGCCUUACAUGGGCUCCAGAUUUGUACAGUAUUGUAUGGUGAUUGGUUUUGUGGCAUUCCUGUCAUAUCAUGAACGAAAAGCAAGGAAGCACAAAUCGCUGCCACUGAGCCGCACGCUUUUGCUUGUGUUGUACAGGUAUCACUGUAAGUUAUUGCUGCCAUAUGUGUUAUAGUGACGGACGAUGACAACGUACCUUUGUAGAAUGAUAUAGGGUUCGUCUGUGCCCCUUUUUAACUGCUUGAUUUGAUCGACAUGUUAAGGAUUCGCGUCAGCAAUUCACGUGUAUAUGAUCUCAGAUAUCUGAGAUUCUUGCGUACAUAUAUUUGCCCGUAUAUGUAUUUAUGAUUUGUAUUGACGGGAACACACUCAAUGGCUGGUCGUUUAUUUUGACAGAAACUGUUUCGCCUUUUGCAAUAGAAUCGUUGGUAAUUGCGCCCAUGUUGCAACUUCCACACAUGAAUUUUAGCUAGUGGCUUGCGCUAAAUAAAUGAAUUGUAAAAUG
This is a messenger RNA of Amphibalanus amphitrite, 7624 nucleotides long. Its product is annotated as histone-lysine N-methyltransferase 2D-like. The transcript has 24 exons. The record is from RefSeq and is a predicted model, not a curated record. Lineage: Eukaryota; Metazoa; Arthropoda; Thecostraca; Balanomorpha; Balanidae. Bases 1 to 6741 code for a protein of 2246 amino acids.